AAAUGAAACGCGCAUUAAGAAGCAAGAACCUCCAAAGUUGGCAGCUUGGUGUCCGAUUCUGCGUUGGAAGAAAAGAUACAACAUCAUCAAGACAAUACCAUGGCCGACAAAGAAGAUGCAGACUCCAUCAUCAUGCGAAUGAGGAACUUGGGUGCCAGAAACAUACGCUUCGAGAUCUCCGACCUCUUCGACCGGUCCCAAUCGACAGUUGUCCCCCAGAAUAAAUACCACGAGUUGGCCACAGAAGGGCUGGAGUUUCCACUCCCGGGAAUCUUCCACGACACCGACAGCACCUACAAGAGUGUCUACCACGACAAGAUUGGCGUCCUCAAGCCUGAUUUUGACAGCACCCUCUUCAGGCUUCCUCUCAGUGAUGGGUUGGCCUUGACCCUAGCUGAGCCUCAUCUUGAUGGCAGUCCCCUGCCCACCUACCCUCGCCACAUCGCACGCAAGCAGCUGGAUCGCUUGGGAGAGCUGGGCUUCACUCUCAAGUCGGCCUUCCAUCUCGAGUUCUACCUGGUGGCGCCAGGAGACAGCAUCUCUGCUGAGCUUCUCGCCAGUUUCCUCAACACCCUGCAAGGUAUCGGGAUGGAGCCGUUGUUCCUCAAAACCGGCAAGCUCCCCAACUACAUCGAUGGUACGUACAAGGAGGAGCCAGGAAUCAAGGGAGCCGACUUCGCUCACCUCUUCAAGACCUUCAUGAAGGAGGCAACCGUCGGCCGAGGCGCCGACGUCAGCUUUUUCUCCAAGUAUCUUCGCGAUCCCCAGUUCCAGAAGAACUGCUUCCUGUAUUUCCGCCACUCCCUCUGGGAUGCCGAGGGUAAGAAAGACCUGACGCACGACCCGGAGAGCCCCCUCGGCCUGACCGAGACGGCUCAGCACUGGCUGGCCGGGAUCCUGGAGCACAUGCCGGCCAUCACUCGCUUCAUGUUCCCCACCGACUUCUGCUGGAAGCACCGCUCGACCAAGACCGAGACCGUGAACGACAAGUGGGAGAAAGACGGCUCCGGGUCCUCGAUGCGUCUUCACGCGGGCGGCGAGGGCAAGACCUUCGUGGAGACCCGCCAGGGUACAGGCCGAUGCAACCCGUAUCUCCUGAUGGCGGCGGUGGUGGCGGCCGGAAUCGACGGCAUCGAAAAGAAGCUGCCUCUGCCAGAGGCUGGUGCCGAAAGCGGGAAAGAGGUGCCGACGUUUCACAGAAAGGCGAGCGAGGCCUUCGAGGCAGAUGAGGUCCUGAUUAAUGCCCUGGGGGCAGGGGAAGAUUUCAUCAAGCUUUUCAAGGCCAAAUACGAGGGCAUUGACGAAUAAAUGUAUGAAACACACCUGUUAAUGGCAAGUAUAAAACGUGUAGAACAAAAUCGAAUUAUGUCUGAGCUAUAUAGAAGCCUAAAGCCAAACAAGAGAAAUGGAUGCACGAUACGAUACUUACAAGGAUAUUCUUAUAGUUUCAAGGAAAUCGUGAGGAAGCAAAAAAAUGAGCUGAUGCAUUAAGAGCAUACCAACAACUUAAGAGAAUACUAAAAGAGUAUAUUAAAAUAAUAAUAAUAUCGUCUAUAACAAUGAGCCGAUUUAUUUUAUACAGGGUGAGUCAAAAAGAAAGUGACCUAAUGAGAAAAAUAUUAACAAACAUAAUUGGCUCGUUAUAAACAUAACAUAGGGAUAAAGUAGUGAUAUGGAAUAGUAACUGUGAAAAUUUCAAGUAAAUUGCCUACUAUGUUCACAACUUAUGUCCGAUACAAACAUCGCAAAAUUCAUCACAAAAUUCCUCAUUUACCGUUGAAAUACAAUGAAACAAGGGCGUUUUCCUGCCUUAUGAACAACAAUUUGCGCAGGAAAACAGACAAAAAAAUCACCAUCAUUUAUUUCAGAAAAAAAUAUUACAUCCAAAACACAAAAUCUAACUGUAAAAAUGAUGUUUCAGUCUCGACAAAAGUUAUACAAAUCUCAUUUGUAUCUGAAUGCCUGGGUUUUAAUCUUUUGGUUCUCACUCAGCUCAAUAUAGCUUCAAACUUCAAAAUUAAAAACUUCUCAUAGCGUGGAUCAGUUUCAGUAAUUCUUCUCUUUUUUAUUCAAGUGAGUGGAAGAACAUACUUGUUUAAUAUAUACUUCGUUGGUGCGUCAAAUUUAGUUAAUCAAGGUCACUUUCUUUUGACUCACCCAGUAAUGUUAAAAACAAACUAAAAGAAGGCAAUGACUAGAAUAUCUGCACUUAUGAACCGUCGGAAAGAAAUUUGCACUUGCGUUUGGAAUUUGCAUGCAAAAUAAUCCAUCUUUUUAUGGAGUGUUCCCAAAUAGGCCGACAUCGCCGAGCAAGCAUCACAGAAUACACGAGAUUUAUUCCUCUUGCACACCAAAAAAAAAAUAUGUUUUCAUGGCACUGGCGACACAGCGUAAACAAAAUCAUAAACUCACGGAGACAAUAGGCCUACGCAUACACUAGUUUUUUAGUUUUAGAGACAUGUGCGCCAGCGCGACGAGAAUCGGAAAUGCAUUUUUGAUGCGGUCUCCAAGUCGUGUUGCUUGUGCAAAAAAUUCACCUCGAAUGCCACAAACACAGUCCGGAACUAUACUUAUCCAACCACUUUUAAAUUCUUUACUGAAUUAUUUGUACUUGCUGAAAAGAAAAUGGUUUGGUUUUGGGUAUGAAACUAAGUAACGUAAUUAUCAACAUCAUAAGUCCAUACCCCAUAGUGCAAAGGUGAGUAGUAAGCAUUUAGAAUAGAAGCAUAAACCACUGUAUAAUAUCGUUGUAACAGUUAUGGCCGUGACAACAAACUUACCAAUAGUUCAUCCUCCUCAUUUCGUCUGUAACUUUUGUAAGACACCAACAGCAAACAAAUAUCCAUUCGUGUUUGUUUCCCAACUCCGAAACCUUCCAGAAAUCAACCACUGCACAUGCCACAAUCCACUUCUUGUGGUUGAAUUCCAUGAAAUCACGGUCUGCAGACGAUAAACUCGGACACAUCAAAAAGUUGCGUUCGGCCAUUUUGGAAUUCGUGUCAAAAUUUAUUACCACGUUCAUGUAUGACCUUUCUAAACGUAUAAUUUUGAAAAGUUAUGUCUAGCUACGUGUACCUUGUAUUUAAUUCAUUAUAUAGAAUGCUUAUAUUAAUAACAAUGUAAGUACAAUAUCUUGUUUUGUCGAGAACUUUACGAUUUAAUAGAUUUUCCUAUAAUGUUACAGAGACAUGUCAGACUAAGGUAAAAAGUAAAAUAAUUUGCAUAUGAAAGGAGCAGCUCACAACACACCUGUUCGCGCAGUGACUUAAAGGGCACUGUGGCGCAAUAAGGGGAGCUGACCAUUAUCAUUUCGUUUAAGCAACAAAUAGUUGACGUUAUUCAUGAUUUUAGAAGCUACUCGAACGUAAUUCGCAAAAGACGUACGAUCAACGUUAUUUGUUGCAUCUUCAAUUAUAAGAAUAUAUCACUACCGAGGACUAAAAUCAUUUUGAGUUUACAUUACACAAUUGUCUUUAAAUAAAAGGGAAUGAAAGUAAAAUGA
This is a messenger RNA of Patiria miniata (bat star), 3502 nucleotides long. Its product is annotated as lengsin-like. The transcript has 2 exons. Gene Ontology annotation, molecular function: glutamine synthetase activity. Lineage: Eukaryota; Metazoa; Echinodermata; Asteroidea; Valvatida; Asterinidae. Gene Ontology annotation, cellular component: cytoplasm; membrane. Bases 100 to 1308 code for a protein of 402 amino acids. The record is from RefSeq and is a predicted model, not a curated record.